AUGGAGAGUGGAAACGUAUCAGCAGUGACUGAAUUUAUCUUCGCUGGAUUCCCUUGGUUCCAGGAUGGUGGCCUCCUCUACUUUUUCCCAUUACUUUUCAUCUACAUCUUCAUAGUGAUUGGAAACCUGAUGAUCUUCUUUGCUGUAAGGUGGGACACCCAUCUUCACACUCCCAUGUAUAAUUUCAUCAGUAUCUUUUCCUUCCUUGAGAUGUGGUACUCCACAACCACCAUCCCUAAGAUGCUCUCCAAUCUGGUCAGUGAACGGAAGAGCAUUUCCUUCAUUGGUUGCCUCUUGCAAAUGUACUUCUUCCAUUCCCUAGGGAACACGGAAGGGACCUUACUGACUGUCAUGGCUGUUGACAGGUAUGUUGCCAUUUGCAACCCACUCCACUACCAGACCAUAAUGACUCUGCGACUAUGUGCUCAGCUCUGUGCAGGCUCUUGCGUCUUUGGCUUCCUCAUCCUUCUACCUGAGAUUGUAUGGAUUUCUACACUACCUUUCUGUGGCCCCAAUGAAAUCCAUCAGAUCUUCUGUGAUUUCACCCCUCUAUUGAAUUUAGCCUGUACAGAUGCUUCUGUGAUCCUGGUGCAAGAUGUAAUUCACGCACUUGCCAUUCUCGUAACAAGUCUCAUUAUUUCUAUUUCUUACAUUAGAAUUAUCAUUGUCAUCCUGGGCAUCUCUUCCUUGGAGGGCCGUAAAAAGGCUUUCUCCACAUGUGCUGUCCACAUUGCAGUUUUCCUGUUGUUUUUUGGCAGUGUAUCCCUCAUGUAUCUUCGAUUCUCCACUACUUACCUGCCAUUCUGGGACACCACCAUUGCUCUGACAUUCUCUGUAUUUGCUCCAUUUUUCAAUCCUAUUAUUUACAGCUUAAGAAAUAAGGAUAUGAAAGAUGCAAUUAACAGACUCUUUUGCUCUCAAAAGGUAUUUAAUGUAUGUGAUAGAUAA
Messenger RNA from Chinchilla lanigera (long-tailed chinchilla), 948 nucleotides. Its product is annotated as olfactory receptor 6K3-like. Gene Ontology annotation, cellular component: membrane. Gene Ontology annotation, biological process: G protein-coupled receptor signaling pathway. Gene Ontology annotation, molecular function: G protein-coupled receptor activity; olfactory receptor activity. The coding region runs from base 1 to 948 and encodes 315 amino acids. The transcript has a single exon. NCBI's taxonomy places the organism in Eukaryota, Metazoa, Chordata, Mammalia, Rodentia, Chinchillidae. The record is from RefSeq and is a predicted model, not a curated record.